Messenger RNA from Castor canadensis (American beaver), 12777 nucleotides. The record is from RefSeq and is a predicted model, not a curated record. Lineage: Eukaryota; Metazoa; Chordata; Mammalia; Rodentia; Castoridae.
AUGGAGAAGCAGAACAGAGAAGGCUGCAAUGCAGGAAGAUCCUCUCAGGGCCUACAAUGUGGUCCUGAGAGGGUUCCUGGAAGCCUAGAGUUUGUUCUGAAGAAGAGUUCUCAGGGACCAUAUUGUGAGCUGGAGAAUCCUCCUCCAGGCCUUGACCCCAACACCCCACAUUUACCCAUGUCCCUGCCCAUAGUCUCAGAUUUGGGGCAGCCCCGGAAGUCACCACUGACAGACACUGAAAAGAAGUAUCCAUUGAUGAAGCAGCGUGGGUUCUACUCUGAUAUCCUCAGUCCUGGAACCUUGGAUCAACUUGGGAAUGUGUGUCGUGGCCCCUGCGUAAAACAGAACUUGCUGCGUCAGGCUGACCUUGACAAGUUCACCCCAAAAGUCAGAACUUUUGAGAUUCCUGAGGACUUUGAGGAGCGUGUGGAGCAGCAAUGCAUUGGGUCUACCACACGCCUGCUCACCCAUACGGACUUCCCGCUGCGGGCCUACGAGCCCAAGGUGCAGGUGCCCUUCCAGGUGCUGCCGGGCCAGUGUCCCCGCAAGAUUGAGAUUGAGAGGAGGAAGCGGCAGUACCUGAGCCUGGACAUUGAACAGUUGCUGGCCAAAGAGGGCAUUGACUCCAACAAGCUCAUGCCCAGGCACCCAGACCCCCAAAAUCCCCAAACCAUUGAACAGGGCCAUGACCCACUCUUCCCCAUCUAUCUUCCACUGAAGGUGUUUGACAAUGAGGAGUUUGACUGCAGGACUCCCAGAGAGUGGCUCAACAUGGGCUUGGAUCCAGAGUCUCAGAACAGGAAACCUGUGCCUGGAAAAGCCCUCCUGCCCACUGAUGAUUUCCUGGGACAUGAGGACCCCAAGAGUCAGAGACUGGACUACAAAUGGUGUGAGGUUGGCAUCCUGGACUAUGAUGAGGAGAACAAGCUGUACCUGGUGCAUAAAACGGAUGAGAAAGGCUUGGUGCGAGAUGAGACAGGGAUGCCCAUCCUGAAUGGAGGAGUCACAGACAAAGGAAGGCCACCCCUUCUGGUAUGUCAGUACUGGGUGCCACGGAUCCAGCUUCUCUUCUGUGCUGAGGAUCCUCGCGUGUUCACACAGCGUGUGGUCCAGGCCAAUGCCCUGCGCAAGAACACGGAGGCACUGCUGCUGUACAACCUGUAUGUGGACUGCAUGCCCUCGGAGGGCCAGUGGCUCAUCAAUGAGCAGAGCCUAAGCAAGAUCAAGCAAUGGGCCAUGAGCACACCCCGGAUGCGCAAAGGGCCACAGGUCCUUGAACACCUUAGCAGUCUCACCAGAGAAGUGAGCCUGGACUACGAGCGUAGCAUGAACAAGAUCAACUUUGACCAAAUAGUCUCCUCCAAGCCCGGAACGUUCUCCUACGUGACCCUGCCCAUGAAGGAGGAGGAGAAGGUACCUGAGCAUGGAAUGGUGCAAGUCCCCAAGUACCCCUUCCGGGAGCAGAAGGAAGACUUCACCUUUGUGUCCCUGCUCACACGGCCAGAAGUCAUCACGGCCCUGAGCAAGGUGCGGGCUGAGUGCAACAAGGUGACUUGCAUGUCACUGUUCCACUCGAACCUCUCUAAGUACAGCCGCCUGGAGGAAUUUGAGCAGAUCCAGUCGCAGACCUUCUCCCAGGUGCAGAUGUUCCUCAAGGACAGCUGGAUCAGCACACUGAAGGUAGCCAUGCGCAGCAGCCUGCGGGACAUGAGCAAGGGCUGGUACAACCUCUAUGAGACCAACUGGGAGGUGUACCUCAUGUCAAAACUCCGCAAGCUAAUGGAGCUGAUCAAGUACAUGCUGCAGGACGCACUGCGCUUCCUGGUGCAGGACUCACUGGCCAGCUUCUCGCAGUUCAUCAGUGAUGCCUGCUGCAGUGUGCUCGAAUGCACCGACGGCAUGGUCUGGGGUGAAGACUUCAUAAACAGCCCCUACAGACCCCGGAAGAAUCCUCUGUUUAUCGUGGACCUGGUGCUGGACAGCUCUGGGGUACACUAUAGCACCCCACUGGAGCAGUUCGAGACAACUGUGCUCAGCCUCUUUGACAAGGGCAUCCUGGCUACCCACGCUGUACCGCAGCUGGAGAAGCUGGUGAUGGAGGAUAUCUUUAUCAGUGGCAACCCCUUGCUGGAGUCAGUGGGGCUUCAUGAGCCACUGGUGGAAGAGCUGCGGGCCAUGAUCGCUAAUGCCAUGCACCAGGCCAUGGUUCCUCUGCAGGCCUAUGCCAAGGAAUAUAGAAAGUACCUAGAGCUGAACAACAGUGAUGUUGCCACCUUCCUCAAGGACUACCAGACACAGAGCCCGACAGCUGAGGAGGUGCGGGAGGUGGUGCUCACCCACCUGAUGGAGAAAGAAAUCUUGGACAACUCACUGCCCAGCAGCAUCGUCAUCGGGCCCUUCUAUAUCAACGUUGACAACGUCAAACAGAGCCUGUCCAAGAAACGCAAAACCCUGGCCAAUUCCAUGCUGGACAUCCUGGCCAAGAACCUACACAAUGAAGUGGAAAGUAUCUGUGAGGCAUUCCGCAGCAUCAGCCGCAAAAUCUAUGAGAAGCCUAACAGCAUAGAGGAGCUUGCUGAACUGCGGGAGUGGAUGAAGGGCAUCCCUGAGAAGCUAGCCAUGCUGGAGGAGCGGAUUGCAAAGGUCAUAGAUGACUACGAGGUUAUAGAUGAAUUCCUUUACAACCUCAGCAAUGAAGACUUCAAUGACAAAUGGGCUGCCAGCAACUGGCCUUCUAAGAUCCUCGGACAGAUAGAGAUGGUGCGGCAGCAGCACAUUGAGGAUGAGGAAAAGUUCCGCAAAAUCCAAAUCAUGGACCAGAACAACUUCCAGGAGAAGCUGGAAGGGCUGCAGCUGGUGGUAGCUGGCUUUUCCACCCAUGUGGAUAUCACUCGAGCACAUGAGAUUGCCAACGAGGUGCGGAGGGUCAAGAAGCAGCUGAAAGAUUGCCAGCAGCUGGCGAUGCUCUACAACAACCGCGAGCGCAUCUUUGGCUUGCCCAUCACCAAUUAUGACAAGCUUUUGAGAAUGGUGAAGGACUUCCAGCCCUACCUAGACCUCUGGACCACAGCCUCUGACUGGCUGCGCUGGUCUGAGAGCUGGAUGAAUGAUCCCCUGUCAGCCAUUGAUGCUGAGCAGCUGGAGAAGAACGUUAUUGAGUCCUUCAAGACCAUGCACAAGUGUGUUAAGCAGUUCAAGGACAUACCAGCCUGCCAGGAUGUCGCCUUAGACAUCCGAGCCCGCAUUGAGGAGUUCAAGCCAUACAUCCCGCUGAUCCAGGGGCUGCGCAACCCUGGUAUGCGGAACCGGCACUGGGAUAUACUCUCCAAUGAGAUCAACAUCAAUGUCAGACCCAAGGCCAACCUGACCUUUGCCCGCUGCCUUGAUAUGAACCUUCAGGACCAUAUUGAGAGCAUCAGCAAGGUGGCUGAGGUUGCUGGCAAGGAAUAUGCCAUCGAACAGGCACUAGACAAGAUGGAGAAAGCGUGGUCCACCAUCCUGUUCAAUGUGUUGCCCUACAAGGAGACAGAAACCUACAUCCUCAAAAGCCCAGAUGAGGCCUCACAACUGCUGGACGACCACAUUGUCAUGACCCAAAGCAUGUCCUUCUCACCCUACAAGAAGCCUUUUGAGCAGCGCAUCAACUCCUGGGAGACCAAACUGAAGCUCACCCAGGAGGUGCUGGAGGAAUGGCUGAACUGCCAGCGGUCCUGGCUCUACCUUGAGCCCAUCUUCAGAUCUGAAGACAUCACCCGGCAACUGCCUGUGGAAAGCAAGCGCUACCAGACCAUGGAGCGGAUCUGGAGGAAGAUCAUGAAGAACGCCUAUGAGAACCGGGAGGUCAUCAAUGUGUGUCCUGACCAGAGGCUGCUAGAGAGCCUGCGGGACUGCAACAAACUGCUGGACCUGGUGCAGAAGGGCCUCAGCGAGUACCUAGAGACCAAACGGAGUGCCUUCCCGAGAUUCUACUUCCUGUCAGAUGAUGAGCUGCUAGAGAUCUUGUCCCAGACAAAGGACCCUAUGGCUGUGCAGCCCCACCUGCGCAAGUGCUUCGAGAACAUUGCCCGGCUGCUGUUCCAGGAGGACCUGAAGAUCACACACAUGUACUCGGCGGAGGGUGAGGAGGUACAGCUAUCCUUCUCCAUCUACCCCACCAGCAACGUGGAGGACUGGCUGCUGGAGGUGGAGCACAGCAUGAAGGCCAGUGUGCAUGACAUCAUCGAGAGGGCCAUCCGGGCCUACCCCACAAUGCCCAGGACCCAGUGGGUUCUGAACUGGCCAGGCCAAGUGACCAUUGCUGGCUGCCAGACGUACUGGACCAUGGAAGUUGGGGAGGCUCUGGAGGUCAGCAACCUCAGCAGCCAGCUGUUUCCCCAGCUCUCCAAGCAGCUCAGUGACCUGGUGGCCCUGGUACGGGGUAAGCUGUCCCACAUGCAGCGAGCAGUGCUGUCAGCGCUGAUUGUCAUUGAGGUCCACGCCAAGGACGUUGUAAGCAAGUUGAUCCAGGAGGGAGUGGUCAGCGUGAAUGACUUUGAGUGGAUCUCACAGCUCAGGUACUACUGGACAAAUAACAACUUGUACAUCCGUGCUGUGAACGCCGAGUUCAUCUAUGGCUAUGAGUACCUAGGAAAUAGUGGAAGACUGGUGAUCACACCCCUCACUGACAGGUGCUAUCUGACCCUGACUGGAGCUCUGCAUCUCAAAUUUGGGGGUGCCCCAGCUGGUCCAGCUGGCACAGGGAAAACAGAGACCACCAAAGACCUGGGCAAGGCCUUCGCCAUACAGACAGUUGUGUUCAACUGCUCUGACCAGCUCGAUUUCAUGGCCAUGGGCAAGUUCUUCAAAGGCCUGGCUAGUGCUGGGGCCUGGGCCUGCUUCGAUGAGUUCAACCGCAUUGACAUCGAGGUGCUGUCAGUGGUGGCACAGCAGAUCACCACCAUCCAGAAGGCACAGCAGCAGCGGGUGGAGCGCUUUAUGUUUGAGGGUGUCGAGAUCCCACUUGUACCAUCCUGUGCAGUGUUUAUCACCAUGAACCCUGGAUAUGCUGGCCGAACAGAGCUGCCUGACAAUCUGAAGGCACUCUUCCGGCCCGUGGCCAUGAUGGUUCCGGAUUAUGCCAUGAUUGCGGAGAUCUCCCUCUACUCCUUUGGCUUCAGUGAGGCUAAUGUGCUGGCUAAGAAGAUCACGACAACCUUCAAGUUGUCUUCGGAGCAGCUCAGCUCCCAGGAUCACUAUGACUUCGGGAUGCGAGCUGUGAAGACUGUGAUCUCAGCAGCUGGGAACCUCAAGCGAGAAAACCCCAGUAUGGAUGAGGAGCUGAUCUGCCUCCGGGCCAUCAGGGAUGUGAACGUGCCCAAGUUCCUGCAGGAGGACCUCAAGCUCUUUGCGGGAAUUGUGUCUGACCUGUUCCCCACCAUCAAGGAGGAGGACACUGACUAUGGGAUCCUGGACAAAGCCAUCCGCAAGGCCUGUGAGAAGAAAAACCUCAAGGACGUGGAGGGCUUCCUGACCAAGUGCAUCCAGCUCUACGAGACCACAGUGGUGCGGCAUGGCCUCAUGCUUGUUGGGCCCACAGGCUCUGGCAAGAGUAACUGUUAUAGAGUCCUGGCAGCUGCUAUGACGAUGCUGAAAGGGCAGCCAUCUGUCAGUGGUGGUGUGUAUGAGGCUGUCAACUACUACGUGCUCAACCCCAAGGCUAUCACAAUGGGCCAGCUGUAUGGGGAGUUUGAUGUGCUCACCCAUGAGUGGACAGAUGGGAUUUUCUCCUCUCUCAUCCGCGGGGCUGUCACCAAUGACACCAACAAGAAGUGGUACAUGUUCGACGGGCCAGUAGAUGCUGUCUGGAUUGAGAACAUGAACACGGUGCUGGAUGACAACAAGAAGUUGUGCCUCAGCUCUGGGGAGAUCAUCAAGCUCACAGAGGCAAUGACCAUGAUGUUCGAGGUACAGGACCUGGCAGUGGCCUCCCCAGCCACCGUGUCCCGCUGUGGCAUGGUGUACUUAGAGCCCAGCAUCCUGGGCCUCAUGCCCUUCAUUGAGUGCUGGCUAAGAAAGAUCCCUACCUUGCUGAAGCCCCACGAGGACCAGUUCAAGGACCUCUUUGCCAGGUUUCUGCAGGAUUCCAUUGACUUUGUUCGGUCCUCAGUGAAGGAGGUGAUCCCCUCAACCAACAGCAACCUGACCAUCAGCUUCCUUAAGCUGCUCGACUGCUUCUUCAAACCCUUUCAGCCUAGAGAGGACCUCAAGAGGUUCCCCUCAGAAAAACUCAGUCGCAUCUCAGAGCUGAUCGAGCCCUGGUUCAUCUUCUCUCUGGUCUGGAGUGUGGGCGCCACUGGGGACAGUAGCAGCCGCAUCAGCUUCAGCCACUGGCUGAGGAAGAAGAUGAUAGCAGAAAAUCUGACUCUCCACUUCCCUGAAGAGGGGCUGGUGUUCGAUUACAGACUGGAGGACGCCGGGAUCAGCAGCACAGAGGAUGAAGACGAUGAAGAGGAGGAGGGCAAGCAGGUUACCUGGGUGAAGUGGAUGGACUCCUCAGCAACAUUCACCAUGAUGCCAGACACCAACUAUUGCAACAUCAUCGUGCCCACCAUGGACACUGUGCAGAUGUCCUACCUGCUGGGCAUGCUGCUCACCAACCACAAGCCCGUGUUGUGUAUUGGGCCGACGGGCACGGGGAAAACCAUCACUGUCUCUGACAAACUCCUCAAGAACCUGCCACUGGAGUACAUCAGCCACUUCCUCACCUUCUCUGCACACACAUCAGCCAACCAGACCCAGGACCUCAUCGACAGCAAGCUGGACAAGAGGCGGAAGGGUGUGUUCGGGCCACCCUUGGGGCGCAACUUCAUCUUCUUCAUUGAUGACCUGAAUAUGCCAGCCCUGGAGACAUACGGCGCACAGCCGCCCAUUGAGCUGUUGCGCCAGUGGAUGGACCAUGGUGGCUGGUAUGACCAUAAGAUCAUUGGAGCCUUCAAGAACCUGGUGGACAUCAACUUUGUCUGUGCCAUGGGCCCCCCGGGGGGAGGCAGAAAUUCCAUCACCCCAAGGCUGACACGUCACUUUAACUACUUGUCCUUCACCGAGAUGGAUGAGGUCAGCAAGAAACGCAUCUUCUCCACCAUCCUGGGAUGCUGGAUGGAUGGACUCCUUGGAGAAAGAAGUUAUCGAGAGCCUGUGCCUGGAGCCCCCAACAUUGCCCACCUCACAGAGCCUCUUGUGGAAGCCACCAUCAUGGUGUAUGCCACUGUCACCUCCCAGCUACUGCCCACUCCAGCCAAGUCCCACUAUACCUUCAACCUGAGGGACCUCUCCAAGGUCUUCCAGGGCAUGCUUAUGGCCGACCCAGCCAACGUUGAGGACAAGGUGCAGCUGCUGCGACUGUGGUAUCAUGAGAACUGCCGCGUGUUCCGUGACCGACUGGUGAAUGAGGAGGACCGUCACUGGUUUGACCAACUCCUCGAGAAACACAUGGAGCAGUGGGAGGUGGCCUUCAAUGAUGUCUGCCCCUUCCAGCCCAUUCUUUAUGGGGACUUCAUGUCGCCAGGCUCAGAUGUGAAGUCCUAUGAGCUUAUCGUCAGUGAGAGUAAGAUGAUGAAUGUGAUCGAGGAGUACAUGGAGGACUACAACCAGAUCAACACAGCCAAGCUGACGUUGGUCCUCUUCAUGGAUGCCAUGAGCCACAUCUGCCGCAUCAGCCGCACUCUGCGCCAGGCUCUGGGCAAUGCACUCCUGCUAGGCGUGGGUGGCAGUGGCCGCAGCUCCCUCACCCUGCUCGCCUCACAUAUGGCCGAGUAUGAGUGCUUCCAGAUUGAGCUGUCCAAGAACUACGGCAUGGCUGAGUGGCGUGAAGAUGUCAAGAAGGUCCUGCUUAAGGCCGGCCUGCAGAACCUCCCCAUCACCUUCCUGUUCUCGGAUACCCAGAUCAAGAAUGAGUCCUUCCUGGAGGACAUCAACAAUGUCCUGAACUCGGGUGACAUUCCCAACCUCUACAAUGCUGAAGAGCAGGACCUAAUUGUCAAUACCAUGCGGCCCUACAUCCAGGAGCAGGGCCUGCAGCCCACCAAGGCCAACCUCAUGGCUGCCUACACUGGGCGUGUGCGCAGUAACAUCCAUAUGGUACUGUGUAUGAGCCCCAUUGGAGAAGUCUUCCGAGCUCGUCUGAGGCAGUUUCCCUCCCUUGUCAACUGCUGUACCAUUGACUGGUUUAACGAGUGGCCAGCAGAGGCCCUGGAGUCUGUGGCCACCAGAUUCCUGAAUGAGAUCCCAGAACUGGAAUGUUCCUCAGAAAUAAUUGAAGGACUGAUUCAGGUUUGUGUGUACAUCCACCAGUCAGUAUCUAAGAAGUGCAUUGAGUACCUGGCAGAGCUAGCCCGCCACAACUAUGUGACCCCCAAGAGCUAUUUGGAGCUGCUCCGUAUUUUCUCCAUCCUCUUUGGGCAGAAGAAACUGGAGCUGAAAACUGCCAAAAACCGAAUGAAGAGUGGCCUAGACAAGCUGCUGCGCACUUCUGAAGACGUGGCCAAGAUGCAGGAGGAGCUAGAGAUUAUGCGCCCCCUGCUGGAGGAGGCUGCCAAGGACACCAUACUCACUAUGGAGCAGAUCAAGGUGGAUACAGCCAUUGCUGAGGAGACCCGAAAUUCAGUCCAGGCAGAGGAGAUAAAGGCCAAUGAGAAGGCCAGUAAGGCACAAGCUAUUGCUGAUGAUGCUCAGAAGGAUCUGGAUGAGGCAUUGCCAGCCCUGGACGCGGCCCUGGCCAGCCUCCGCAACCUCAACAAGAAUGACGUGACUGAGGUGCGCGCCAUGCAGCGGCCACCCCCAGGUGUGAAGCUGGUCAUAGAAGCUAUGUGCAUCAUGAAAGGCAUCAAGCCCAAGAAGGUUCCUGGAGAGAAGCCAGGCUCUAAAGUGGACGACUACUGGGAGCCAGGCAAAGGGCUGCUACAGGACCCUGGUCGCUUCCUUGAGGGCCUCUUCAAGUUUGACAAAGACAACAUUGCGGAGGCGGUGAUUAAAGCCAUCCAGCCAUACAUUGACAAUGAGGAGUUCCAGCCAGCUGCCAUUGCCAAAGUGUCCAAGGCCUGCACUUCUAUCUGCCAGUGGGUGCGUGCCAUGCACAAGUACCACUUUGUGGCCAAGGCAGUGGAGCCCAAGCGGCAAGCCCUGCAGGAGGCCCAGGACGACUUGGAGGUGACCCAGAAGAUCCUGGAGGAAGCAAAGCAGCGCCUGCGUGAGGUGGAGGAUGGCAUUGCCACGUUGCAGGCCAAGUACCGAGAAUGUGUCGCCAAGAAAGAGGAGCUGGAACUGAAAUGUGAGCAGUGCGAGCAGCGGCUGGGCCGUGCUGACAAGCUCAUCAAUGGACUGUCAGAUGAGAGGGUGCGCUGGCAGGAGACAGUAGAGAACCUGGAGCACAUGCUUGACAACAUCUCUGGUGACAUCCUGCUAGCCUCCGGCUUUGUGGCCUACCUAGGACCCUUCACGGGCCAGUAUCGCACAGCACUCUAUGACCAGUGGGUCAAGCAGCUCACAACUCACCAAGUUCCUCACUCCUCUGAGCCCACGCUAAUUGGGACACUGGGGAAUCCUGUGAAGAUCCGCUCAUGGCAGAUUGCUGGCCUCCCCAAUGACACUUUGUCAGUGGAGAAUGGGGUCAUCAACCAGUACUCCCAGCGUUGGACCCACUUCAUUGACCCUCAAAGCCAGGCCAACAAGUGGAUCAAGAACAUGGAGAAGGACAACGGACUGGAUGUGUUCAAACUGAGUGACUGCGACUUCCUGCGCAGCAUGGAGAAUGCCAUCCGCUUUGGCAAGCCAUGCCUUCUGGAGAAUGUGGGCGAGGAGUUGGACCCAGCCCUGGAGCCUGUGCUGCUCAAGCAGACAUACAAGCAACAGGGGAACACGGUGCUAAAGCUGGGGGACACGGUGAUUCCCUACCAUGAGGACUUCAGGAUGUACAUAACCACCAAGCUGCCCAACCCACACUACACUCCCGAGAUCUCCACCAAACUCACCCUCAUCAACUUCACCCUGUCACCCAGUGGCCUAGAGGACCAGCUACUGGGCCAGGUAGUGGCUGAGGAGCGACCUGAUCUAGAAGAGGCCAAGAACCAACUGAUCAUUAGUAAUGCCAAAAUGCGUCAGGAGCUGAAGGAUAUUGAAGACCAGAUCCUCUACCGGCUCAGCAGCUCUGAGGGCAACCCUGUGGAUGACAUGGAGCUCAUCAAGGUGCUGGAGGCUUCCAAGAUGAAAGCUGCUGAGAUCCAGGCCAAGGUCAGGAUUGCAGAGCAGACAGAGAAGGACAUUGACCUCACACGCAUGGAGUACAUACCUGUGGCUGUCCGUACCCAGAUCCUCUUCUUCUGUGUGUCUGACCUGGCCAAUGUGGAUCCCAUGUACCAGUACUCCCUGGAGUGGUUCCUCAACAUCUUCCUCUCUGGCAUUGCCAACUCAGAAAGGGCAGACAACCUGAAGAAGCGCAUCACCAACAUCAACCGCUACCUGACAUACAGCCUCUACAGCAAUGUCUGCCGGAGCCUCUUUGAGAAGCACAAGCUGAUGUUUGCCUUCCUGCUGUGUGUCCGCAUCAUGAUGAAUGAGGGCAAGAUCAACCAGGGUGAGUGGCGCUACCUCCUGUCUGGGGGUUCCAUCCAGGUCAUGACUGAGAACCCUGCACCAGACUGGCUGUCAGACCGGGCCUGGCGAGACAUUCUCGCACUUUCGAACCUGCAAACAUUUUCCUCCUUCUCUGUUGACUUUGUGAAGCACCUCUCGGAAUUCCGGGUCAUCUUUGACAGCCUUGAGCCCCACCGGGAGCCCCUGCCUGGCAUCUGGGACCAGUACCUGGACCAGUUCCAGAAGCUGUUGGUCCUCCGCUGCCUGCGUGGGGACAAGGUUACCAAUGCCAUGCAGGACUUUGUGGCCUCCCACCUGGAGCCACGCUUCAUUGAACCCCAGACAGCCAACCUGUCAGUAGUGUUCAAAGACUCAAACUCCACCACACCCCUCAUCUUUGUGCUGUCACCUGGCACAGACCCCGCUGCUGACCUCUACAAGUUUGCUGAAGAGAUGAAGUUCUCUAAGAAGCUCUCUGCCAUCUCCCUGGGCCAGGGUCAGGGCCCUCGGGCAGAAGCCAUGAUGCACAGCUCCAUAGAGAGGGGCAAGUGGGUCUUCUUCCAGAACUGUCACCUGGCACCAAGCUGGAUGCCAGCGCUGGAGCGCCUCAUUGAGCACAUCAACCCUGACAAGGUACACCGGGACUUCCGCCUGUGGCUCACCAGCCUUCCUAGCAACAAGUUCCCAGUAUCCAUCCUGCAAAAUGGCUCAAAGAUGACCAUUGAGCCACCACGUGGUGUCAAGGCCAACCUGCUAAAGUCCUACAACAGCCUCAAUGACGAUUUCCUCCUCUCCUGUAACAAGGUGAUGGAGUUCAAAUCCCUGCUGCUGUCUCUAUGCCUGUUCCAUGGGAAUGCACUGGAGCGUCGUAAGUUCGGGCCCCUGGGCUUCAACAUCCCCUAUGAGUUCACAGAUGGAGACCUGCGCAUCUGCAUAAGCCAGCUCAAGAUGUUCCUUGAUGAAUAUGAUGAUAUCCCCUACAAGGUCCUCAAGUACACAGCUGGGGAGAUCAACUAUGGGGGCCGAGUCACAGAUGACUGGGACCGCCGCUGUGUCAUGAACAUCCUAGAAGACUUCUACAACCCAGCUGUGCUCUCCCCUGAGCACAGCUAUAGUGCCUCUGGCGUUUACCACCAGAUCCAACCCACCUAUGAUCUCAAUGGCUACCUCUCCUAUAUCAAGGGCCUCCCACUCAAUGAUAUGCCCGAGAUCUUCGGCCUACACGACAACGCCAACAUCACCUUUGCCCAGAAUGAGACUUUUGCCCUGCUCAGUGCCAUCAUCCAGCUACAGCCCAAAUCAUCCUCUGUGGGUGGCCAGGGUAGGGAAGAGAUAGUAGAGAAUGUGGCCCAGAACAUUCUGCUGCAAGUACCUGAGCCUAUCAACUUGCAAAAGGUGAUCACCAAGUACCCCGUGCUGUAUGAGGAAUCAAUGAACACAGUGCUGGUACAAGAGGUCAUUAGGUACAACCGGCUGCUACAGGUGAUCACACAGACACUGAAAGACAUGCUCAAUGCACUCAAGGGGCUGGUGGUAAUGUCCUCCCAGCUAGAGCUGAUGGCUGCCAGCCUGUACAACAACACUGUACCUGAGCUCUGGAAUGCCAAGGCCUACCCAUCACUCAAGCCACUAGCCUCAUGGGUCAUGGACCUGCUACAGCGUCUGGAUUUUGUGCAUGGCUGGAUCCAAAACGGCAUCCCAGCUGUCUUCUGGAUCAGUGGCUUCUUCUUCCCUCAGGCUUUCCUGACAGGCACUCUGCAGAACUUUGCCCGAAAGUUUAUCAUCUCUAUCGACACUAUCUCCUUUGAUUUCAAGGUGAUGGCCCCGGCACCAUCAGAGCUUAAGAAAAGGCCCAAAGAGGGGUGCUAUAUCCACGGACUAUUCCUGGAAGGGGCCCGCUGGGAUCCAGUGGCCUUCCAGUUGGCUGAAUCUCGGCCCAAGGAGCUGUACACAGAGAUGGCUGUUAUCUGGCUCUUGCCAAUGCCAAACCGCAAGGCCCAGAGCCAGGACUUCUACCUGUGUCCCAUCUACAAGACACUAACCCGUGCUGGAACACUAUCUACCACAGGCCACUCCACCAACUAUGUCAUUGCUGUGGAGAUCCCCACCAACCAGCCUCAGCGACACUGGAUAAAGCGUGGUGUAGCCCUCAUCUGUGCCUUGGACUACUAG